Messenger RNA from Prunus dulcis (almond), 775 nucleotides. Its product is annotated as protein SPIRAL1-like 1. The record is from RefSeq and is a predicted model, not a curated record. NCBI's taxonomy places the organism in Eukaryota, Viridiplantae, Streptophyta, Magnoliopsida, Rosales, Rosaceae. Gene Ontology annotation, cellular component: cortical microtubule, transverse to long axis. The transcript is spliced from 3 exons. Gene Ontology annotation, biological process: cortical microtubule organization. Bases 175 to 534 code for a protein of 119 amino acids.
AUAGAAAAACAGUGAGUGUAUGUACUCAUAUAUAUAACGCAUAGAUUUGGCGUAGCUUAUGCUGUCUCAGUACUAAGGUUACAGUGUUUUUCACUCCCUCUGCUUCACAGCUUUCCCUCCAGAUCUGAUCCCAACAACCAGAGUGUAGGGUUAUCUAAGAAGAAGUUGGAGAACAUGGGUCGUGGAGUUAGCAGUGGUGGGGGACAGAGUUCUUUGGGCUAUCUUUUCGGGAGUGGGGAGGCUCCAAAACCGGCCGCAAACAACACCCAAGCUGCACCAAUUCCAAACGAAGGGAGGGUUGUGACUAAUGAGCCUGCUUCCAAACCUACUGCUCCUCCUCCUGCUCCUGAGCCAGUAGAUAUCACCAAGCAGAUUCCUGCUGGCAUCCACAGUACUUCUUCAAACAACUACAUGCGUGCAGAUGGCCAGAACACUGGAAACUUCAUUACGGAUCGACCCUCGACUAAGGUCCACUCUGCCCCAGGUGGUGGUUCUUCUCUGGAUUACCUCUUUGGUGGACCAGGUGGCAACUGAGACAUGCCUUCGCAUUGUUGAAUUUUGUGGAACCUCUAUUUUGGAUGAGGCAAUGCCUUCCAUCCUUUAUAUAAACAAUUAUGACUUUUAUGGAUUCUGUGAUGUAAUAUAGGUGUUGUGGUUGUUGGGAUCAUUCAAUCAAAGAGUGCUCUUUUUCAGAUGCAUAAACCAUCUGAUACAGAUUUCCUUGUCAUGGACAAAGCAGCAUUUCCCUAGUGCAUAUUUGGUGUUUUCUCUGUUA